Messenger RNA from Baudoinia panamericana UAMH 10762, 1695 nucleotides. RefSeq lists its product as uncharacterized. Gene Ontology annotation, biological process: transmembrane transport. The transcript is spliced from 3 exons. The record is from RefSeq and is a predicted model, not a curated record. NCBI's taxonomy places the organism in Eukaryota, Fungi, Ascomycota, Dothideomycetes, Mycosphaerellales, Teratosphaeriaceae. Bases 1 to 1695 code for a protein of 564 amino acids. Gene Ontology annotation, molecular function: transmembrane transporter activity.
AUGGGUCUCGGCGUGCUCGAGUCAACCAAGUCACAGCAUGUCCCGGGCACCGCAACCCUCGACGACCUGAACCCCCUCGCGCACCUCCACAACACCCACGACACGCACCUCAAACGCAGCAAAGAUGGCACAAUCCUUGUCCCCCAACCCAGCGACUCCCCCGACGACCCACUCAACUGGCCGCUCUGGCGCCGCGACCUCAUCACCUCCAUCCUCUGCCUCCUCUCCGUCAUCGCCUCCACCCUCUCCCCCCUCCUCGCCGCCAACACCCUAACACUCACCCUCUACUUCCGGCGACCCUUCACCGACAUCGCGCUGCUGACCGGCUACCACCUCCUCGGCGUCGGCCUCGCGGGCUUCAUAUUCGUCGCCAGCGCGCGCGUGUACGGCAAACGCCAUCUCUACCUCCUCGGGACCGUCAUCAUCAUCAUCAGCAGCGCGUGGGGUGGGGGAAGCGGACACAACUACCGCUCCCUCCUCGCCGCCCGCUUCUUCCAAGGCGUCGGCCUCGCGCCGUUCGAAGCCCUCGUCAACGCCAGCGUGGGCGACUUGUACUUCGUGCACGAGCGCGGCAAGCGCAUGGCCCUGUCCAAUCUCAGCCUAUUCGGCGGCGCCUUCUUCACCCCCGUCAUCGUCGGCAAACUCACAAGCACACUCGGCUGGCAAUGGUCGUUCUACCUCCUCGCCAUCUUCGCCGCCGCCAUGCUCCCCCUCGUCAUCCUCUUCUGCCCCGAAACGGCCUACGUCCGCGACGACGCGCUCAACACCGAUUCCAACACCACCUACGCAUCUUCCCACCCAACCACAACAGCCGGCAAAGAAAUGCACCUCCAACCACCGCACCACUCCAACACCAGCUCCCUCGACAACGACACCGACAACGACAUCAACCUCAACUCCCCCCGCCCAACCCACACAACCAUCACCCCCACCCCCCUAAUCUCCAAAGCCAAUCUCCUACCCAUCAACGGCCGCAAAACCCACGACUCCUUCCUGCUCCUCCUCGCCCGCCCCUUCCCCCUCUUCCUCCACCCGGGCAUCCUCUGGGCCUGCCUAAUCCAAGGCACGCUCAUCGGCUGGACGGUCCUGAUCGGCAUCGUCCUCGCCGCCAUCAUGCUCGGCCCGCCCCUCUUCUUCAACGAAGUCCAAACGGGGUACAUGUACACGGGCGCGUUCGUCGGGGCGCUCCUCGGCUUCGUCCUCGCGGGGGUCCUGUCGGAUAGCAGUGCGAAGAUGAUGACGAGAUUGAACAAGGGCGUUUAUGAACCCGAGUUCCGACUCGUCCUCGUCAUCCCGCAGCUCAUCUUCGGUUGCGCGGGAUUAUACGGUUUCGGCAUCACGAGUGCGAAUACAUCCGUCUACGGCUGGUUCUGGCCGGAUUUCUUCUUCGCGCUCGAAGUGAUGGGGAUGGUUCUUGGCGCUGUCGCUUCGGCGUUAUAUAUCGUCGACGCGCAUCGGGAUGUUGCGGUCGAGGGGUUUACGUGUUUGUUGGUGUUUAAGAAUAUCUUCUCGUUCGGCCUGACGUUCAGUGGGUAUGGGUGGCUUGUGAGAGGAGGGGUGAGGCGGGUGUUUAUGGCGAUUGCGAGUGUGCAGGUGGUUGUUUGUUGUUUGACGGUGUUCAUGUACGUCUUCGGCAAGCGCAACCGCGCCUUCUUCGCCCGAAACGACAUAUUGAAGAUGUUUCACCUGCGAUAG